UCGUGUCAUCUCUAUAGCAACUAAGGAUUUUUGUUGUUGGCAUCUGUUUUGCGGUUUUUCCAAACAAUUAGGUUUAAAUUCAGAGUUCCUGGAGCGGAUUCCCUACCAUGUGCGAGGAAUGAGCGAUACCGACACCGACGACACCGAUCUCUUGCUGCUCAUACCACCACAUUUCUGUGCGGAGGAGGAGAGGGGCAAGAUGAGCUCUGGCCAGGAUGCACUGGCCAUGCCCCCGCCCCCGGCGCCCACAAGUGCCGCCUAUCAGUUUCUGCAUCCCCACAAGAAAUCGGAGCUGAAUCACAUAAAUGCCCGGCUGCAGAACAUAGGAUUGGUUGGAGAUGAGGAGCUUCCCUCGGAUAUAUCCACCAUAUCCACGAAUACAGUGAGGAAUAUCAACAGGGAGCUGCGUGGCAUGGUGCACUCCACGCCCAAGAGCGGCGGCUCCAUGGAGCCGCUGCGCCAGGACAACAUUCUCUCCGAGAUUGAUCACUACCUAGACGAGAAUAGUGCUCCCCGUUGGCAGCAGCGGCACCACAGCGAGGAUCAUCUAAGGAUGCAGGAGCCUCAUCCGGCAACCAACUCGCUGCCCAGCCUGCGACUGGCGUCCACCAGCUCCUCUGCUUCGGUAGAACCAACCAGAAACGCCCGGAGCAGCCUAAACGAGAAUAAGUUGAUCAGCCUGAGCGAUUUGUGGGGCAAGAGCAGCUUGGCGCGCACUGUUCUGGAUCAGAACUCCCCCAAUCGACUGGCCACCUGCAGUCCCUCCCUCAAAGAGGAGCAACUGCGGCGACAGCAUCUGGAGAAAACAGUCCAGAACCUGCAAUCCCAAAUGCUGGAGUAUCAGCAGCGCAUCUCCGUGGCCAUCGAGGUGGAUCGCUCUAAGGAUGCCGCUCUCAACGAGGCGGAGCAGACGGCCCAGAGUCUCAACUACGAGGUUCAGCAACUGCGGGACGCCCUCCACCGGCUGGAGGCGGACAGGAGCGAAUCUCAGGGGAAAGUGGACGCGCUGCAGCACGAAUUGUCGCAGGCGGUCAGCCUGGCCACCAAGUUCCAGGAGAAGAACGACAAACUGGAGGGGGAACUCGAACAGCGCAGGCAGGAGGCCAAGGAUUGGGAGGAAAGACUUGAGCAGCUGGAAAUGCAGCUGAAUAGCAGCAAAAGAGCGGAGGAACUGUCCCAUGGCGAGCUCAACAAGCUGAGGGAUAAGUUUGCCAAGUCAGAUUACCAGCAGGAGAAGCUAAAAGCCCGCAUUGAGGAGCUGGAAAAGGACAAAAACACCCUGAACCACCAAAAGGAAAUGCUGCAGGAGUAUCAUCAAAAGCAGAAGGCCAGAGCGGAUUCCCUGGAGGCCCAGCGCAAAUCCCUUCAAGAAACGCUGGCCAAUCUGACCGAGACUGAAACAAACCUCAAGAAAAAGCUGGAUGUACAGCAUAAAUCCCUGAAGCAGUAUUACCAACAGCAAAUGGAAAAUGUGGUGGCCAAAAAGAUGCAGGAAUUCCAGGAUCAGCUGGAUAAAAAUGAGGAGCAUCUAAAGAAUGAAGCCCGUGAGCGGGAAAGACUGAUUGCCGAGCGAGCCGUCAAACAGCUGGAGAUGAUCAACGAGAAAAACAACCAGGAACUGAAUCUCAUUCAGGAGAAGCACCACGAAGAGGUGGAGCUGUAUCGUCUCCAACUGGCAAAUGCCUCUAAAAAGAUAGAUGAAAUGGAUCUGAAGCUUAGUUGUUACAAGACCAAGCGUGCCGAUAUUGCGGAGAAGCUGCAUGGCGUAAUGGAGGCCCAGUGGCAGCAGGCUUUGGCCAUUCUCACCACGCCCAAUCAGAACUCCCUGCUGCAGGCCAGCGACACUGAGGGCGAGUCCCCGGAGCUAAACAAUGCCCGCAUGUAUCCAGAAACUCCCAAGACGAGCAAAUCGCAGCGCAGCAACAGCACGGAGAAGAACAACCUGGAUGUGGUGGGCAAACGGGAUCCACCUUCGCCCAUGGACAAGCUGCAGGCCUACAUUGAGCUGCUCCUGAGCAAGUCGCCCGGUGAUUUCGACAAGCUGGACGAGAUCCUGGCCAUGACAUCCAAGCAGGGAGCAGCCAGCAAGCAGGCGAAACCAAAGAGUGGAAGUAAACCUCCUCCUUGGAAGUGCUGACACGCAGAGAAGCUCCCAAUAAGUAGUAUUGUAAUUAAUAAUAACCAUAGUUCAAUAAGCAUUAACUACAAUCUAUAUUGUAAUUUUCUAAAAGUAAAUACUCUAGUUAUUUUGCAAAAUA
Drosophila takahashii is the source of this 2258-nucleotide messenger RNA. It is a transcript of the gene Cnb, whose product is annotated as centriole duplication and spindle assembly protein centrobin. Gene Ontology annotation, cellular component: centrosome; centriole. NCBI's taxonomy places the organism in Eukaryota, Metazoa, Arthropoda, Insecta, Diptera, Drosophilidae. Gene Ontology annotation, biological process: mitotic cytokinetic process; regulation of cilium assembly; centriole replication. The record is from RefSeq and is a predicted model, not a curated record.